Molecule: messenger RNA, 5099 nt
Organism: Cylas formicarius (sweet potato weevil)
Lineage: Eukaryota; Metazoa; Arthropoda; Insecta; Coleoptera; Brentidae
Gene: heph
Product: polypyrimidine tract-binding protein 2
Exons: 11
Coding region: 1430-3124 (564 amino acids)
Biological process (GO): regulation of RNA splicing; mRNA processing
Cellular component (GO): nucleus
Molecular function (GO): mRNA binding
Source: RefSeq, a predicted model, not a curated record
CGACUCACACUCAGUCCGGGCUAGAACGCUUGCGAGUGCGGCGGUCCAUACCUUUCUAUUCCUACGAUCUCUGCUCUUGUCACACACAACAUAUACACACACCAUUAUCAAGACACACUCGAAACAUAUACUCCACGCCUAUCUUCGCGUCGGUCCGGAAGUCUCAGUUGGUCCGCGACGUCUUGUAUCUCUUCACGCUGUCAAAAUCGCCGUGACACGACCGUUUGUCGUAGUAACCCAGUGUCAUAACUCUUUUGAAUUCUCCCUCUUUAUUCCAGUACUUUGCUGCCUCGAUACAAAAAACGUAAAUUGCCGGAAGUUUUUUAUAACAACAUAAAUCCCGUUUGUCGCCCGAGUAAGGUUCCUUAUUUCAAGUACAAAGCGAUCCCCCGAAAAGUUAAUAUAUAUUUUUAUUGGAACUAGUUCGAAAACGUUUUUUUCGUUAAUUUUGGCGUUUUGAAGACCGAGACGAUACCAGACGUCUUUGUCCAAGAAUUUAUCGACAAUCAUACAAUUGUAAAGUAAAACGUAAGUUAAGCUAUAAUAUACCUGUAAUAAAACUAAGUGUGAGAUAGCGUUGUCAGUAAUUCUUGUACCGUUGGGCCUGGGGUCAGUUUUUUGGACCCGCCGUCCUUUUGCGCACAGCACGUAACGCCCCCGGUGCAAUAAUCACUCCAUUUAGAUGUCUUUUAUUGUUAGUUGCGAUAUUACAAUCCAGACAUUUAAAGUCAAUAUUGAAGGCGGUGUUUAAUUCGAGACAAUCGCGUUCCGUUUUAUAAUAAUAAUAAUAAAAAUAAUAAUAAUAAAUUGUAAUCAAGGUUGUGGUCAAGUUUACUUUUGAAACAGUUCUUCAGCAGUAUUCGGUAUAUUUCUAGCAUUAAGUCAGUGUUUGUAUAUGAUACAUAUCUUUAGGAGUUAGCUAGUUAAAUUUUAUCAAAGAGUUUAUUAUAUUUACCGGCUAGGCACUAAAUGUUUAAGUAAUCGAUCUCUUUAAACGGAGACAAUCGUGCAAUAUUUAAUCGACACGCCACCAUAACCAAACCAACCAAUCAUCGCGGACAAUCCGUAAAAAGACAAUCGAAAUAGACGCGUCGGAAAAAGCAAAAUUUCGCCCGUGAAGAGCCCGAAAAUCGGCAUCACGACGUUUUAUUUCAACGCUCCUGGUCAAUAUCCCUAUUUAGUGCCCUUUUGUCCAGUUGUCCCUCCUGAGUACCCCCCGACCGCCACCGCUGUUCAGACGCCCUGUGGUUGUGGCCAAUGUGCCCUAGCGUAUUCUAAUCAUCCCCAAGUCGCGACCCCGUCGACGUUGAUCGUCAACAGGUACACGGAAAUCAACUAUUUCGACAAUCAACACCACCACCAGCAGCAGCAACAGGCAGUGCAUCAGCUGACUGGCUGUAUCCCUGAAAAAUACUGCGCUGGGAUAGAUAUGAGAGGUAGUGACGAGCUGCUAUCGCAAUCCAACGUCACAGUCAUGGCUCCAUCAGCGCCACAUGCCGAUAAUAACAAUCAAGAAAAUGCCAAGAAGGUUAAACUAGAACAAAAUGUGGGGAAACCGUCCCGCGUGAUCCAUAUCCGCAACAUCCCUUCCGACGUCAGCGAAGCGGAAAUUAUUCACCUGGGGAUGCCCUUUGGCCGGGUGACGAAUGUCCUCGUACUGAAGGGCAAAAACCAGGCGUUUUUGGAAAUGGGCGACGAGGCAGCCGCCACAUCGAUGGUCUCGUAUUUUGGUGGAUGCGUCGCUCAGCUCCGUGGCAGAGCGGUUUACGUGCAAUAUUCGAAUCACAAAGAAUUGAAAACGGACCAGACCCACUCAAAUGCGAAUGCUUCAGCUCAAGCAGCUCUGCAUGCCGCUCAGGCAUUGGCAAUUACACAAAAUUCACACACGACCACCCCCACCACGCCUGUUACAAACGGACAGGAUAUUCAAGGGGGUCCCAACACAGUGCUCAGGGUUAUUGUCGAGCACAUGAUAUACCCAAUCAGUUUGGAUAUUUUACAUUUGAUUUUUCAGCGAUUCGGAAAGGUUCUAAAAAUAGUCACUUUCACGAAAAACAAUUCGUUCCAAGCGUUAAUCCAGUAUCCGGAUACACAGUCAGCUCAAGCAGCCAAACAAGCCCUUGAUGGUCAAAAUGUUUACAAUAGUUGCUGCACGCUAAGAAUAGACUAUUCCAAAAUGUCUUCUCUCAACGUAAAAUACAACAAUGACAAAUCGCGAGACUUUACCAACCCCAAUUUACCAACUGGCGACGGUACGGAGCAACUGGCUCUAACCGGUGGUCUGGCUGGGGGUCUUGGUGCAGACAUAUUGUUGCUGGCAGCUCAGCCUAGACUAACGAGAGAGCGAUUGGCAGAUUCCUUAUUGGCCGGAGCUCCUGGUGUCCUUAAUGGGCCCUUUAUGCACGGACUAACUUCCCCACUAGCAACUCCUUAUCCGACCGUCACGGGAGCGAUACCUGGACUGGGUAGUCUAGCUGCGCUGGGACAAGCUGCGCCAGGGCUCAGGAGCCUUACAACUCCCGGUCUAGCAUUAGCCACCGUGCUUUUAGUUAGCAAUCUAAACGAGGAGAUGGUCACGCCUGACGCUCUCUUUACACUAUUUGGAGUAUAUGGCGACGUCCAGCGGGUUAAGAUAUUAUACAACAAAAAGGAUUCUGCAUUGGUGCAGCUGGCUGAACCACAUCAAGCACAUCUUGCUAUAACUCACAUGGAUAAGCUCAAAGUGUUCGGCAAAAACAUCCGGGUGAUGCUAAGCAAACAUCAGUCGGUCCAAAUGCCUAAAGAAGGCCAACCCGACGCUGGUUUAACCAAAGAUUACAGCCAGAGUCCAUUGCAUAGAUUCAAGAAGCCGGGUUCGAAAAAUUAUCAGAACAUUUAUCCACCCUCCUCAACCUUACACCUGAGCAACAUCCCGGCAACCGUGAAUGAGGAUGAUAUUAAAGAGGCUUUUACUAAAAAUGGGUUUACCGUUAAAGCCUUUAAAUUCUUUCCAAAAGACAAGAAAAUGGCGCUAAUCCAACUCCCAAGUAUGGAAGAGGCUGUUAUAGCGUUAAUAAAAAUGCACAAUUACCAGCUGUCUGAGUCAAACCACUUGAGGGUAUCAUUUUCAAAGUCAAGUAUAUAAAGGGGAUACCAAUUCUUGGAGCACAGUAUUCAUUCCAUUGGCCGAGUCACAAAGAUGGUAGCUAAUCGAUAAAAACAUCGUUUAUUUAUUACAAUUAAGAAAUUAACAUAUACUAUUAUGUUACAAUAGACUGUCAAUUUGCAAGUUAGAUUUACUUUUUUGUUUAUUGAACAAUCCGACAAAUGCAGUAUACAAAGUAAGUAUUUUUUAUAGGUUAGGUUUACUAGGUUGUAGUUUUACUUGUAGCUUUUUCCAUGCAAUCUCUUUAUAUGUUCUUUUUAUACAAUUCUGCUUUGUGUUGUUUUCUUGUCCAGUAUUAAUAUUUGCUUUAAUAUUGCCUAAGCAAACUGUUGAACAGGCGUAACAAGAAAAUCGUAAGAUUUAUAUUAAAGUUAUUGAAAUUUGCCGCGAUGUUAUUUUUUGUAAGUUUAUAUUAUAUAUAUAUAUAUAAAAUGUUCAAUGUGUGUUUUCCUAGAAGACACACAAAAACUAGGUUGUUUAUUGAGAUAAGACCUUCUUAAUUGUUGCAAAAUUUUAAAAAUUUAUUAUUAUAGUUGUUGAGUUACAUUAGGGUUUUUAACUAUAGAUGAUGACCUAAUUGAGGCACUAACAUGAUAAAAUUUUUGUUACAAUUUUAGAUUUCAGGUUCAAGUAAUACAUAAUAAUGACAUUUUUAUAUUUUAAGGUAAUAAUAUGGAUAGUGAUACCAAGAAAAAAUUAAGAAGGUUUUCCAAAACACAAAAUCUACAUGGGUAUAACCUAUUUAAAAUAAAUGAAUAUAUAUAAAUAUAUACAUAGUAUUAAUGGCUAUAGUAUUGUUAAUUGUCGCGGAGUUUCUUAGCAUAUUUGGUAGUGGUUAGCCAGUGACAUUAGUAUAGGGUAAUCACAGGGUGUUAGCCAUACCCCUAGAGGUAUAAAUUGUAUUUCUAGUAGGGAGCAAUUCAUAUUGCCUCUCAAUGCAGGCAAUCGUGUUUUACCUCGGCAACAUUCUUGAGGUUGAAUAUUGUAAAAUAGUGCCGCCUAAUUUUUUGCUAGUUCAGCUCAUUUUACCCAAAAUAGAACACUUCGAGGCCAAGCAAAGUUUUACAGUGUUCUUCUAAUAAAGAAAUGAAAAAGAAUCUCGUAUUUCAACUAUACUGUCUCUUGUAUUUUACCUAUGUCUGACAUGUUUGCCUGAAACUUUCACUGUAUUUAUAAAUUUUUCUCUAUAUCUCUAUACUUAUACACUUUGACAAUCAUGAAUUUAAUUUUGUAAAAAUGGAAAUGAGAGCGUGAUCGAAAUUUUCUCCUGUACAAACCAACUGGAGGUACUUUCUUUAAAUUGUUCUUCAAAUUUUCUGCAGAAUUUCAUUGCAAUUGCAGCAAGAAUGUAAAAUAUCUUAUUUUAAACAAUGACAUCCGAAAUGGGUUUUUAAACAAUUGAUGCUUAUUCCUCUGGUACUAAAUAUGUAUGUAUAAUUUAUUGUUAAUGAAGCAUAGAAAAUACAUACCACCAAACAAAAUUUAUAUAGGGUACAAGCCUUUAUUAAAAUUUGUUUCUCCCAGGUUUAGUCGGUUGUACAGCAUUUUUCCGGAUAUGCCGAAGGGCUAUUGAUAACAGGUCAAAAACUGAUAAUCUUCAAAUUCCUAAAGAUCCUGCCAUAAUUUAUCAAAACUUUAUUAGUUAGAAGUAAACAUAUGUAAAUAUAUGUAAAAACCAUUUGUCCCAUGUUUACAAAAAAUUUAAAAGGGUGAAUGGCAAAAAAUAACUAAGUACAAAUUGUUUAAAAAUCAGCUGUUGAAAGUUGUUUAUUCAUGCAAUGAUACAUAUUAAUGGCAUUAAAUACGAAGAACAAAAUAACCAAAAAUAAAUUGAGGGAGUUGUGGGUUUUCUAUGUUUCCUUAACUGCAAAAAAAAUCUUCCUGUUAUUUGUAUAAACUAAAAUUUUAUACUGUCGUUUUAAGGCACAUAUCACGCACGCAAGCAUUUGCCAAA